AUGGCACAGCCAGAGGACCCCAAGCUCUUCGAGCAGUGUCGGACCGCACAACAGUUAGCAGCAGUUAUCGAGGAAUAUGGCGGCGAGCCAUUAAUCCACCACUCCACCCCUACAAAGGAGGAAACGACUGGGUCAACUCACAUUGUCUCCGGCACGAUCAAUUUCGAAACAUACGACUUAGCUUGUAAAGCUUUGAUCCCCGUUGUCAAGCCAUCAUGGGUACACACUUCUCUACAGAAGCGCAAGAUUGCCAACCCCCGUCAGCAUAGUCCUGACCCGCGCCUUUUCCUGAACGACGUUGUAGUUACAUGUGGUGACAUCCCAGAAGGAGACAAAGAUGCGAUCAUUGGCGGGGUCUUGGCCAAAGGCGGGUUGUACAGCUCUCGCAUGUCCGCUAUGGUUACUCAUUUGGUGGAUUUGACAAUCGAGUCAGACAAGGCACGUCUGGCACGUGCUAAGAAUCCGCGUGCAAAGAUUAUUCUUCCUCAUUGGUUUGAUGACUGUUUGAAACUUGGUCAGCGUAUCGACGAGCGCCCGUACAUACUUCCCGAUCCCGAGAUUCUACGGGCCGGCCCUGAUGAUCCCAUCAGAGGGAAUGUAAAUAAGAGUCUGGCGGGUGCGUCAACUCCUGAGCCCGCUGCCUUGCCUACUCCGAAUGAUGAUGAGCGCAUGACUCCUAGUGUCUUCGAUGGGAAGACCAUCAUGCUGUCCCCAGACUUGGGUGUCGGUUCUCGUCUACUAGACUCAAUAGAAACCGUGAUCAAACAAGGUGGCGCAGAUGUGACAGGUAACGUGAAUGAGGCGGAUUGGGUUAUCUGUCGCUUCCGUGAGGGAGUUGUCUACCGCACUGCUUCGCGAUUGAAUAAAGAAGUUGGUAAUCUUGCUUGGCUUUAUUCUUUGAUGACCUUCAAUGAAUAUACUCGCCCUCUCAGCAGAUUGCUCCAUUACCCUGUUUCGCGCAGCCCUGUGCCUGGUUUCGAGGGGCUGAAGAUCAGUUUAUCCAACUACGUGGGUGAGGCUAGAAUUUAUCUCGAAAAUUUGAUUGCGGCAGCCGGAGCCGAUUGCACAAAGACUUUGAAGCAGGAGAAUACCCACUUAGUUACUGCACAUGGAACGAGUGAGAAAUGCACGGCUGCAAGGGAAUGGGGUCUGCAGGUUGUCAACCACUUAUGGCUAGAAGACAGUUACGCUGCCUGGAAACUGCAACCGGUUUCUGACCCGCGCUACAACCACUUUCCGUCGCGCACGAACCUUGGAGACAUUGCGGGUCAGAAGAUGCUGGACCGUGAUGUUCUCGAGAAGAAUUUCUUCUCAUCUGAAGACACCAAGCCCUCAAGCCCUCAACCUGCGAAGGCAGAGAAAAGCAAAAACGCAACUACGAUGCAGCCUCCUACUGAGAAGUCACGAAAGGCUGACAAGAAGGCCGCUGCGACUACAGAUGGUACAAUCGAGUCACCGCAGGCCAAUGGCAAAGGCCGCAAGGUCGCAGAAAAGAAGAUCCAGACUCCUAUACGAUCUCGGCUCGUGCCAGAUGACAAGGAGAAUGAGACGCCGUCAUCAACUAGCAGUCGUAAAUCCAAGGAGGCGGCCAUCGCACAUCUUCAUGAGCUUGCGCCAGACAUUGCUCUUUACGAGAAGGAGAGAAAACGAGUUGGCGGUGUCAUCCACGGUGGCAGACGCAAGUCCGACGAAGACCGCGUGCGCGAGAAUCCCAAGAAACGCCGCUCGGUUGAUGCCGAGGGUGAGAGCGAUACUGAACAAGCAAAUGAGGCGAAGCGACCUAAGAAGUCUCGACCCACUAUUUCAAUGCAUCUACUGAUUACUGGUUAUCAACCAUGGGUGGGCAAAGGCAAGGAGAAGAAAGAGGAUGCAGACAAGCGUCAUCUUCGAGACCUAGGUAUUAUGGUAAUCCAGGAUGCGCGUCGAUGCACCCAUAUGGCCGCGCCGUCAAUUCUGCGCACUACCAAGUUUGUCAAUGCAUUGGCAUAUGCUCCCUUCAUCGUCAGCACGGAUUUCAUUACUGAGUGUCUGAAGCAAGAUGAGUUGCUUAACCCGGCAGAUUUCCCAUUGGUUGAUAAGGCUGCUGAGAACAAGUUCGGGUUCUCUAUGGUCAAGGCCAUAGGCAAUGCGAAGGACAACAAGAACAAACUUCUCAAGGGCUUCCGUAUCUACUGCAUUGAUGAUAUCCGCGGUGGGUUUGAUGCAUUCAAGUCUAUCGUGGAGGCGAACGGAGGAGAGUGUCUGGUUUUCCGCGGUCGCCUUGCAUUGACAAACCCAUCCCGACGUGAGGAGAGCGAUGAUGAAGACAGCGACAUGGAAGACAACGAACCCGGCCGACAUGAUGUGUUCCUUUUGAGCAGUGCUGAGUCCAAGCAUGCACGUCUUUGGCCUCGAUUUCGCCAGGUUGCUGGCGAUAUCAAGCGGACACCUCGAAUUGUUCGGGUCGACUGGUUACUCGAUAUGGCGAUGUCACAGGAGUUGAAAGGAGUCGAUGAGUAUGAACUCACAGAGGAGAUGAUUGAGGAUCUUGAGUAG
Molecule: messenger RNA, 2535 nt
Organism: Penicillium malachiteum
Lineage: Eukaryota; Fungi; Ascomycota; Eurotiomycetes; Eurotiales; Aspergillaceae
Exons: 5
Coding region: 1-2535 (844 amino acids)
Biological process (GO): DNA double-strand break attachment to nuclear envelope; double-strand break repair
Cellular component (GO): nucleus; Cul8-RING ubiquitin ligase complex
Source: RefSeq, a predicted model, not a curated record